CUACAGUGCAAUCAUGACGGAUCAACCUGAACGCACCGAAGCGGCUGCGGAGCAAAAACAAAGCAGAAAUAUCUUUUAGUAUAUGAUAUCAGAGUCAUAAAUAAGGAUUUCUGUACGGUUUUUCAGCGCGUGUUUUUGUAAAGAACCCGAGUUCACACGACUAUGAGGAGAAAUCACCUUCAGGCUGAUGAUGUAGCCGUCGCUUAUUAGUGUCUUUAUUCCCAGUGACAACGUAACGUAAUUCCUCGACAGCAUCACACCGAUCAGAACAGGCUGUACUGUCUGUGCUGGGGGGGGCGGGGGCGCGAAAUAAGGCGAGGUGAAAUAAUCAGCUUCUGGAGAAAAGCAAGAUAGAGGAAGAUUGCGUAAAAGAAAUAAAAGAUGCCGCUCUAUGCUGAGCCAUGGGAGUGAGUUCUCGGUGAAGAUGAGCCACAGGAGCAGUCCAGCUAAAGCGUACGACUUCUUGUUAAAAUUCCUGCUAGUGGGAGACAGUGAUGUGGGCAAGGGCGAGAUUCUGGCCAGUCUGCAGGACGGGGCUACAGAAUCCCCUUAUGGAUAUAACAUGGGGAUUGACUGCAAAACAACUACCAUACUGCUUGAUGGGCGUAGAAUCAAAUUGCAGCUUUGGGACACCUCUGGACAGGGACGUUUCUGCACCAUUUUCCGUUCAUACUCCAGAGGAGCACAGGGUGUUAUUCUCGUAUAUGACAUUACAAAUCGGUGGUCCUUUGAUGGAAUUGACAGAUGGAUUAAAGAAAUUGAUGAGCAUGCACCAGGAGUCCCUAAGAUCCUGGUGGGGAACCGUCUGCACUUGGCCUACAAACGUCAGGUGACAACUGAAAAUGCCCAAGCCUUUGCUGAGCGGCUGGGUGUCACCUUUUUCGAAGUCAGCCCUCUUUGUAACUUCAACAUCACUGAGUCCUUCACGGAGUUGGCUCGCAUAGUGCUAAUGCGCCAUGGCAUGGAGAGACUCUGGAGACCUAACAAAGUGUUGAGCCUGCAGGAUCUGUGCUGCCGCUCCAUUGUCUCCUGCACCCCCGUGCACCUGGUGGACAAACUCCCACUACCUGUUGCCUUAAAGAGCCACCUGAAGUCCUUCUCCAUGGCCAAUGGCCUCAACGCCCGCAUGAUGCACGGACGCUCAUACUCCGUCAUAGCCAGCAGCGGAGCGAAGAGGAAUGGAACGAAGAAAUCCAAACUCAUCUACCCUCCCCUGAGCCCGUCACAGAGCUGUACGAGGACCACAUGCAAGAUAUCGUAGUCUGACGACGCAGUUUGCACUCACAACAUCAACCCCCAGUCACACUUCACAGUCAGCAGGGUCUCACUGAAGUGAAAGCUGCUUCCCAGUGGCUAACAUUGGCCAUUAUCUUUUUUUUAUCCAACACUUGGGAUUUGUUCAUUAUACUCUAUCUGAUUGUGAUUGCUGAAAGAGAUUGAACAGACCCAUGAAGAGGGAUUUGUGUCAAGCCAUUUCAUCACCAUAUUCUUCUUAUAUGUACAGAAUUUUUCAUCCUGUUUCUAAUUGAUGGGAUAAAAAUAUAUCAGCAUUGCGAUUCAGCUCUGAGGCCAUAAGCGAUUUUUUUUCUCGAAGUCAGACAAAGCACCAUGGCAGUGAAAGCAGUCCUGUUUUUAAAGCUUUUUUUUGUUUGUUUUUUACAGUGGACCUAGUUGACAAUACCAGCUUGUUUUCUUAUUCUUGUUCUAAUGCUCUUCAGGGUACAUGCAUUGAAAGAACAUCAGUGUUGAGAAAUGCACCUAUUUGUAUUGUGUAUUUAAGUCAUGUUGUUUGAUACAAUGUUGUUAUUAUUCUUAAUUAUUGUAAUGCACAUAAACAGUGACUAGUAUUGUAAUAUUUUAUAUGGACUGACACCAAAGACAUGGGAGACUGAAGAAGCUUAUCAAUGCUAACACGUUUUGUUACCAGUUCAACGCUAAUAUUUCAAAUACACUGCAGAUCGACAGCAAUUCCUAACUAGCUAUCAGGUUUCUUGUUUUUAAUAAAAAGUGUGUUACCGA
Molecule: messenger RNA, 2019 nt
Organism: Clarias gariepinus (North African catfish)
Lineage: Eukaryota; Metazoa; Chordata; Actinopteri; Siluriformes; Clariidae
Gene: rab40b
Product: RAB40B, member RAS oncogene family
Exons: 6
Coding region: 392-1261 (289 amino acids)
Biological process (GO): intracellular signal transduction; protein localization to plasma membrane
Cellular component (GO): synaptic vesicle; endosome; plasma membrane
Molecular function (GO): GTP binding; GTPase activity
Source: RefSeq, a predicted model, not a curated record